This is a messenger RNA of Mugil cephalus (flathead mullet), 1109 nucleotides long. Its product is annotated as apolipoprotein D-like. NCBI's taxonomy places the organism in Eukaryota, Metazoa, Chordata, Actinopteri, Mugiliformes, Mugilidae. The transcript has 5 exons. Gene Ontology annotation, molecular function: lipid binding. Bases 143 to 712 code for a protein of 189 amino acids. The record is from RefSeq and is a predicted model, not a curated record. Gene Ontology annotation, biological process: brain development; lipid transport; tissue regeneration.
CUCUUCAAAAGUCCAAAGUUCUUGCAUGGGUAGAAAACAAACCUCUCCCCGUUUGUUCUCAGCUCCAGCCAGUGGUGUUCACAGCACGCUUUAGCUUUACCUUUACCUUUACCUUUAUUUCAUUUUUGUCAAAAACUUGGAAAUGGAGGCAUUCCAGGUCCUGUCUGUGCUUCUCCUGACUGCCGCUGCAACCGACGCUCAGUCUUUCCAUAUUGGCAAAUGCCCACAACCACCUGUACAAGAGGACUUCGAUGUUGCAAAGUAUAUGGGUAUCUGGUAUGAAAUAGAGAGGCUGCCAGCUAUACAUGAAAAAGGAAAAUGUAUCCAAGCCAACUACACUCUUCUCUCUGACGGGACGGUCAGCAUUCGCAAUGCAGAACUUCUGCCUAAUGGGAAGGUAAACUCAAUACAGGGCACUGCAAAAGUUAAAGACCCAUCUCAACCUGCUAUUCUCGGUAUCAGCUUCUUUAAAGGUGUUUCAGAUGCUCCGUACUGGGUGCUGUCCACAGAUUACCAGACAUAUUCGUUGGUCUAUGCCUGUUCUGAUUACUAUGGAGUUUUCCACUUCGACUUUGCCUGGAUCCUGGCUCGCACUCGUGUGCUCGCUGAAGAGGUCAUCAGUCAGUUACAUGAUAAGAUGGCUGUUGUUAACGUGGACUUAAACCAGCUCAUAGUAGCCAACCAGACCGACUGUGAUGGUCAUAGCCUCUGAGAAACAGUCAGUAACCAAGAAAACAAAUGAACUACAACUAGAGAUGAAGUUGAAAAGAAUCCUCAGUAAUAAUGAGUAGUAUUAUUGUGGAUCCCAGCUUUAGUAUAUCCCCCUUUUAAUAGACAUUUUUAUGGCAAUGGAAUAAUUUAUAGUUUCUCACUUGUAUGUGUGUUUUUUUUAAUGUCAAAAAUCGAGUUAUUCAGUUUAACUGCAUAUUUACAUCACUUUUUAUUUUAAAAGACUAAAAAAAGCAGCAAAAUGUGCACAGUCCUGAGAUCUGCUCAUAAAAUAAAUAAUACAGAGUAUAUCAGUGGGGUGGGAGACAUCUCUGUUUAAAUUCUGUAUUUUUACUAAAGUACCUGGAAUAUUUUCCCGUAAAUAAAAAGUCUCACACAAA